AUGAUCUUUGAAGAAUUAUUUCAAAAAUAUCGCAAGACCGAACCAACAUCAUUAUUUGUAUUGAAAAAUUUCGUGUUAAUAUUACUUUUAAUCGCUAUAUUGGGAUACACUUGGUUAAUAAUUUGGGGCAUUUAUGAUGAUAAUCCAGUUAUUCAAAAUUCUUUAGAAGAAGCAAACAAUAUUCCUAUUCCAGUUGUUCUUGUUUUUGCGUCUCAAAAAACAAAUAUUAGUUGUCAUUUCGUAAAUGCUAGUGGUAUUCAAAAUUGUAGUCAAUAUAUAGAGUAUCUUCCGGAUAGUAAUGGAUUGAAUUAUUUUAUGA
Racocetra persica is the source of this 319-nucleotide messenger RNA. The record is from the annotation of a GenBank genome assembly. Lineage: Eukaryota; Fungi; Glomeromycota; Glomeromycetes; Diversisporales; Gigasporaceae.